UCAUACAAGGUGCAGUGAUAACAAAACUCGAUCCAACAUGGCUACUGGUGCGUGCCUCUAUCUCCAGGGUUUUACAGGUGGGGGGAAGCUAUAGAGAUUCCCUCAGACCCUAGAGACGUCACCGAGAAGAUGGCGAGAUUUCUGACUUUGUCAAUCCUCUUUCUGUUUCCUGUGGUUUUGGAUUCAAAGCUUACCUACAUAGCUAUUCGUCUCCCCCUUCAGGGAAACAGAGCAGCUCCCGGCGCUCCUUGGCCUUUACCUAAAACAUGGAUGAACAGCACCGAAAGAUUUAUUUUCCAUCCGACAAAAUUUCAGUUUAUUUCUUCCAUGAAGUCAUGUGACAUCUUAUCAUCGGCCUUUGAGCGAUAUCAAACCAUAUUCAAUUUGGAGAAAGAUUCCAAUGCACAAGGGCCAGAAAAGCUUGUGACGUCAUUGAAUAUUGUUGUCAAAGAAUCGUCCUGUCCAGGGUACCCCAGUCAAAACAUGGACGAAUCGUAUAAUUUAACAAUUUCUACGAAUCCUCAACUCACAUCUGAAACAGCAUGGGGUGCUCUUAGAGGCUUAGAAACAUUCAGUCAGCUAAUAUACAAGGAGGUGGCAAAAAAUACGCUCUUCAUCAACAAGACGACUAUAAUGGACGAGCCUCGUUUUAGUUAUCGCGGCAUCAUGCUGGACACCGCCAGACAUUACAUUCCUAUUCCUAUUCUGCUAAAACAUCUUGACGCCAUGGCUUACAACAAGUUCAAUGUGUUUCACUGGCACAUUGUGGAUGACCAGUCAUUUCCAUAUGAAAGUAUUUCAUUUCCAAGCUUAUCAGAAAAGGGUGCGUGCGACUUAAAGCUCAUCUAUACACAGGAAGACAUAAGACACGUGAUUGAGUAUGCGCGACUACGGGGAAUUAGAGUCAUUCCGGAGUUUGACACACCUGGACAUACACAGUCAUGGGGAAAAGCAUUCAGAUAUCUCUUGACGCCAUGUUGGGUUGAUGGAAAAGAAGGUGUUGCUAAACCAAACUUCCACGGGGCAUACGAAAUGUUUGAUCCAUCCAGAGACUCCACAUUUGACUUCCUGGAGAAGUUUAUCAGUGAAAUUGUCCGAGUUUUUCCUGACCAGUACUUACAUCUCGGAAUGGACGAGUCUUACCCUGCUUGUUGGAAGUCGAGCCCAAACAUCACCGCCUUCAUGAAGGAGAAUAAUAUUACGUCAUAUGUCCAGCUGAUGCAGUAUUAUGUGACAAAAGUCCUGGAUAUUGUAGAAAAUACCAACAAAAGCUACGUCAUCUGGCAGGACCCAAUAGAAGAGGGAGCCCGGGCUAAAGAAGACACAAUAGUGGAGGUAUGGAGAGGGAAUACAACUGUUCCCUGGCAGAGUUAUAUGAGUAUGGUAGCCAGUAAGGGUUAUAAAACCAUCCUUUCCUCCUGCUGGUAUCUUAACUACAUCAGCUACGGCCAGGACUGGAAAAAGUACUACGAGUGUGAACCGUACAACUUCACGGGUACGGCGGACCAAUACAGGAAGGUGAUUGGAGGAGAAGCUUGUUUGUGGGCGGAGUAUGUUGAUGGCACCAAUCUCCUCUCAAGAGUCUGGCCAAGAGCGUCCGCUGUAGCCGAGCGACUUUGGAGCCCACGUUACGUCACCGAUGUAGAGAGUGCAAAGUUCAGACUGGACCAACAACGAUGUAGGAUGUUGAGGCGAGGUAUUCCGGCCCAGCCGAUACUGGACGGUUACUGUGGAGAUUAUGAGUUUGGUUUUCCGGGCAGUAACGGAAUAUAUGAGCCGUCAGAGACGGAACAAAGAAUACCGACGUCAUCACAUUCAGCCGCGACGGCUCUCUCCUCAUUAUUAUUUAUCACUUAUUUAUGUACAUUGACAGUGCUUACACUAUGAAAGAGUUACAGUACAGUACAUUACAGUACAGAAUUAACAACCUCUAACUAUUUAUACACCCACACCCUCAUCUCGGUCAAUUCAAUAAACGUAUACUCAGUAUCCACCAUACACAGCAUUUUCAGCUGGUAUUCUAAGAAGUAUUGAAUUCAUCAGUUGGUUAUGCGAACAAAAUACAUAUGUAGUCUUCCAGUCUCUUUUCUAGCCUGAUUUUCCGAUUUUUAAAUUGACUUCUAAAGAAAUAUGUGAUAUCCUUAGUCUUAUAUUUACAUCUAAAAAUCACAUGUGUAUAUCAGAUAUAUGACUUCGAUCAUUCAAACAUAGAAUGAUAGAUUUCAAUAUAUUCAUAGCAUGUUCUUUAUCAUUUUUCGAAUUUUUCGCUUAUUUAAAGUCUGUAUAUUUAUGUCCGAACUGUAAGUUAUAAAGUGAUAUGCUUUUCUUAUAUUCAAUUUGCAUAAAUUAAAGAUUUU
Molecule: messenger RNA, 2357 nt
Organism: Saccostrea cuccullata (small rock oyster)
Lineage: Eukaryota; Metazoa; Mollusca; Bivalvia; Ostreida; Ostreidae
Product: beta-hexosaminidase subunit alpha-like
Exons: 13
Coding region: 130-1887 (585 amino acids)
Biological process (GO): ganglioside catabolic process; glycosaminoglycan metabolic process; carbohydrate metabolic process
Cellular component (GO): membrane; lysosome
Molecular function (GO): beta-N-acetylhexosaminidase activity
Source: RefSeq, a predicted model, not a curated record